AUGUUAAUUAGAAAAUAGUUACUCUAGCAAAUAAAAGACCCGGAAGUUGUGGAUUAUAACCCGAAACACAGGAUUAGCUAGACUCUAUAGUACAAGAAUAGUGAAUCCAUUCAGGAGGAGGAAGAACACUCUUCUUUGUCCUAGAUUUGUUAGAUUAAACCUGUCUUUGUACAGACUUGUCCUUAACAACCAAUAGACAUCUAAAGUAGCGAUGAUUAUAAGGUUCCCACAAUAACAAACAUUGCUUCUCACAAGAGUUCGGACCAAUUGCUUCAAAAAUCAGAUUCAAAGAAAAUAGUUUUGAUAUCCAAUGAUAGUUCGUACAUUUCUUCCUAAUCUCAUUUUUAAUCCCAUUUGCUAUCUGAACACAAUAGGAAGUCUACGCAAGGGAGAGUAAGGAUUAUCGUAAAUUAAAUAAAAUAGAAGUUGUUGAACUCUAUUCACUAUUCAAAAUACAAUGAUCCACUAGUAACAUAAGAAUAAAAUGAUGUUUCUCCAUUGAGAUAUUACUAUUUCACAAUGUAUGUGUUUUUAUCCGUAAUAUUUUCUAAUUUACUUUCAAUUACUUUAAUACCUUUAAUCAAUCUAUUUGAGGGACCUAGGAUUGUUCAGUAAAUAGUCUUUGGGAUUAAGAUGUUGACUCUUUUAUAGGAUUUGUAUUAUUUAAGAGGGCCAUAUAAAAUUAUUCGAGGAAAAUUGAUCUCCAAUUUCAAGGACUGGAAUAAAAUAUAUUUAGAUUCAUUUCGCCUUAUAGUGAUGGUAGCCAUUGUAUUUCUUGAAUUCGAUAAGGAUGUGAUUCUUAUUAUCCUAACAUCUAUGUUAAUUGUUUCAGACUUGAUAAGAUCUUGGGAAACGUUUGAAAACGUCUACAAAUCGACUCAUUAUAUAAUAUUUAUUGUAUAAUUAUGGAUUUCAUUCAUAGUGUUGUGCACUUGCUUUUUGAAAGUGUUCAAUGAUGAGGAAUACUCUCUAGGAUUUUACAUAACGUAUUCAAUCUCACUGAUUACUUAGAAUUCAAUUAAUUCUCUGGAGAUCACAGAAUAGAAUUCUAUCAUAGUUUCAGCCUUUAUGUUGAUCUCUUAUUUAUGUUAUGUCUACACACUCAUACUCCUAUUUGUCUGGCUCAAACCUGAAUUGGAGAUUCAAGAGGAGAAACAAAAAUUGUUGAAAGGAUUCGUAGAGAUGUUGAAAGAGAAAUGCAAAGAUUACGAUCUCUUGAGGAGAUGUUACUCUUAUUUAGAGUUUAGAAUUGAUGAAGAUAUAGGGAGAACGAAAGAUCAAUUAACUAAGAAGUUGAGUCCUGCCUUAUAGGAUGAGAUUGAUCUGUCUUUGAGAACAAGAAUGAUCGAUAAAAUAGAACUCAUGAAUAAAUUCUCACCUCAAUUCAAAUAACAAUUGUUGUAUGCCAUAGAGUAAGUGACCUUCAAUCCAGAAGACAAUAUCAUCAUUGAACACUAAAUUGAGGAUUUGGGAUUGUAUUACAUUCUCAAAGGAGAAGUCAAAGUGCAGUUCUAAGGAUCGUCUCUUGCCAAUAAUAAAAGGUCGGUCACUCGCUUACAGGAAGGGUAAGCCUUUGGAUAGUACUCUUUUAUCUCUGGAGUGCCUUCAAACAUUAGCAUAUACAGUUGUGGAGUCACCACUCUCUUGAAACUCAAAAGAUCAGAAUUCUUGGACAUAAUCUCCAAUUAUCCUUAAGAUAAUGAAGUUUUCUGUAUGAUGAAAGAUAAUUCAAACUACAAUUAGCAUCUAUUCGAUUGCUAUUAUUGUAAAAUCAAAGGACAUUAUGUUGUUGAAUGUAAACACAUUUAAUACUUCCCAUAAAGACAAAAUGUUAUUGAGAAAUACUUAUAUAGUUUAAAAUAAGUUCGGCAACCUUGUAAAAGAAAGAACAAGAAAUAUCUAACAAUGAAAAAUCUCACUCAAAAUCAAGACAAGGCCAAAUAGGUGAUUAAUAAGCAAACCCAGGAAAUCAUGUCUGAAGAUCUUCCUGAAGCAUCGCAAUUGCCUUAUUCUGAAAAUUAAACUUAUUCUGUCAGUUAUAUAAGCAAUUCAAUGCCAUUUCAAAAACCAAGUCAAGAUCAAUAGAUUUCCAAUAGUAAUGUCAAUGUUGACAGCUUGGAAUAAUUAAAUUAUGAACAAGAAUAAUACGAAGAAGUAACCCCUCCUGUUUUGGAUCAAUCAAUAAGGCGAUUGCGUCACAAUUCAAAUAAAACAUCUCAUCGAACUGCUGGAUUUGUUGGCAACCCUUAAAGUCAAAAUUAUUCAACACUGGAUAAGGAUGAAAAGGAGAUUCUAAUGCAAUUACAAGAGGGGUAGAAGAAUGAAAUAGUUAAUCAAAAAUAACAGUUCUUAUCGACUACCAAUAGGAGUGGUCCAAACAAAUUGACAUUCCAAUUUUAAAAAGAAGGUCUACCUUAGACAGCUAAUAAACAGGAUAUGAUUAAACAAGACUUCAUUCAAUAGUAGUACUCUUAUGGCAAUUUGAAAUUAUCUCAACGAUAACUUACGAAUAGAUCCCAUACAUAUACAAACUCAUAUUCUAAAGAUGUCUCUAAUAAUCCAUCCUCCAAUUCAAGAUAAAAAAAAUCAUAGGGAUUGUCUAGUCAAACAAAAGAUAAUGGCAAGAAGACCAACAGUGCCAAUACCUAAUCAGAUGAGAACAAAAACGUAUAAAAGAGUCAAAGAACUGGAACUAAAUAGAGUAAUUUAGCUUAGCUAUCCUAAUUCUAAGCCAUUACUUCUCCUGAUAAUCAAGGAUAUUUUAUAAAUGAUGUCAUUUUUAACAAAUUUGAAAAAAUGAAAUGUUAUAAGAUCUACUACCCACAUAACAAUUAUGAUCAAGUUAUCGUCAGAUAAUAAAGUUUUGCAAUUGAUGCUCUUAAAAAACAUAAAAGACCACACACAUCCCCUUAUUCAAUCAAAUGUUUUGUAAUCACAAAGAUACGCAGAGUAUAAAGGUUUAUUAAAUAAUGA
Messenger RNA from Paramecium tetraurelia, 2973 nucleotides. RefSeq lists its product as uncharacterized. NCBI's taxonomy places the organism in Eukaryota, Ciliophora, Oligohymenophorea, Peniculida, Parameciidae. The transcript has 8 exons. The record is from RefSeq and is a predicted model, not a curated record.